CCAAUCCCACUGCACCACAGCAGGAACUCCUCCUACAUGGUUUUAGAUGAAUGUGUCAGUAGGUGGAAGGUAGCAGAAGGCUGAGGAUUAGUAGUGGAAGGAUCUGACUACUGUCUCUAUUCAUCCAUUUAAAUUUCUGCACAUACUUCCAUGUUGCGCUUUGCUCUCUUAAGCUGUAGCACUGGGCAGAAAGAAGUCCAUGGAAACAGGUGUUGACCCACGUGUGUUAGAGGAGCAACAGGUAUCCUUCAGCAAUUUGAUACGUGUAGGAGAGAAAAAUCUCCCCAACCACUGUGUACUGAGAAAUGAGUCGGUACAUGCAGAUGGGUGCAAAUAAAAACUUGCCCAAAAGGGUUAUCCCCAAGAGGUGAGAACUGAAAAAUGACAGCCCAAAGAAGGCUGGAAAUCUCUCUUCUGAAGUAGUAGAUUCUACCUGGUACCGUGAAGUAGGUUUGGUAAGCCACUGAGUUUUUGAGGUGAAAGUCAAAACUUUCUUCCUGUGAGCCAAACACGGGGUAUCAUGCCAGUUCUAUUCUGGAAUAUCUGUGUGUGGCCCUGAGACUGGCCUAGGUGUGCCUUGAGGAGUUAAUGAUUACCCCAGCAGCUGUCUAAACGCCUUGGUUCCAGGGGCUGCAGGCAGUUAGAGGAAUCUCUGGAGAGCAGCAUGUUCCCCCUGCUCUUUGGAGCUGGACUGGUGGUUCUGAACCUAGUAACUUCUGCUAGGAGCCAGAAGACAGGACCCCUUAGUGGCUCCGGAGAUCAGCCACUCUUCCGGGGAGCGGAUCAGCAUGACUUUGCCAUCAUGAUCCCUCCAGGAGGCACAGAAUGCUUCUGGCAAUUUGCCCACCAGACCGGAUAUUUCUAUUUCAGUUAUGAGGUUCAGCGGACAGUGGGAAUGUCACAUGACCGGCAUGUUGCUGCCACCGCACAUACCCCACAGGGUUUCCUCAUAGACACCUCUAAGAAUGUUCGGGGCCAGAUUAACUUCUCUACCCAAGAGACAGGUUUCUAUCAGCUCUGUCUAAAAAAUCAGCAAAAUCGCUUUGGUUCUGUGCAAGUGUACCUCAAUUUUGGAGUCUUUUAUGAGGGACCUGAGACGGACCACAAAGAGAGUGAAAGAAAACAACUGAAUGACACUCUGGAUGCAAUUGAGGAGAGUACACGGAAGGUGCAGCGCAACAUCUUUCACAUGUGGCGAUACUAUAACUUUGCCCGCAUGAGAAAAACGGCUGACUUUUUUCUUCUCCAAUCAAACUAUAACUAUGUGAAUUGGUGGUCGACAGCCCAGAGCCUUGUUAUUGUUCUUUCUGGGAUCCUGCAGCUCUACUUCUUGAAGCGUCUCUUCAACAUCCCAACGACCACAGACACAAAGAAGCCAAGAUGCUAAACUCCAGCAAAUACGGUGCCCUGGCUCUUUUCUUCUGGGGCACAAGCUUUGUCGAAGCUAUAGUCAAAUCACCUUUGUAAAGUUUUUUGGGGGAAAAAAAAAAAUCAAGUUUUCUUGUUAGAAAGAUGUAGUCUAUUGCUCUCAACCACACAGGGAAAUGACAAUAAAAUAAAUGUGU
Phacochoerus africanus (Common warthog) is the source of this 1565-nucleotide messenger RNA. RefSeq names its product transmembrane p24 trafficking protein 6 (gene TMED6). Gene Ontology annotation, cellular component: endoplasmic reticulum-Golgi intermediate compartment; endoplasmic reticulum; COPII-coated ER to Golgi transport vesicle. The record is from RefSeq and is a predicted model, not a curated record. The coding region runs from base 665 to 1387 and encodes 240 amino acids. Gene Ontology annotation, biological process: Golgi organization; intracellular protein transport; endoplasmic reticulum to Golgi vesicle-mediated transport. The transcript is spliced from 4 exons. Lineage: Eukaryota; Metazoa; Chordata; Mammalia; Artiodactyla; Suidae.